Messenger RNA from Gastrolobium bilobum, 1452 nucleotides. RefSeq lists its product as uncharacterized. NCBI's taxonomy places the organism in Eukaryota, Viridiplantae, Streptophyta, Magnoliopsida, Fabales, Fabaceae. The transcript has 7 exons. The coding region runs from base 1 to 1299 and encodes 432 amino acids. Gene Ontology annotation, biological process: protein transport. The record is from RefSeq and is a predicted model, not a curated record.
AUGACGGUCGCGAGCGCCAAGAGGCUCAUGAAGCUCACUGUGUCACUUCUCCGUUUAGGCUUCAACUCCUCCAAAUGCAAAACGGCAGCGAAGAUGGCUGUGGCGAGGAUCAAGCUGCUGAGGAACAAGAGGGAGGUGGUGGUUAGGCAGAUGAGAAGAGACAUUGCUCUUCUUCUCCGUUCUGGUCAAGAUGCCACGGCUCGUAUCAGGGUCGAGCACGUGAUGAGAGAACAGAAUAUUUUGGCUGCAAAUGAGUUCAUUGAGCUCUUCUGUGAAUUAGUUGUGUCCAGACUCUCAAUCAUUGCAAAGCAAAGGGAGUGUCCAGCAGAUCUGAAAGAAGGAAUUUGUAGCUUAAUAUUUGCAGCCCCUAGAUGCUCUGAAAUUCCGGAACUUGUUGCACUUAAGAAUAUCUUCGAGAAGAAAUAUGGGAAAGAUUUUGUAUCUGCAGCUACUGAUCUUAGACCUAGCUGUGGUGUAAAUCGCCAGUUGAUUGACAAGCUCUCAGUACGAACACCUCCUGGUGAAGUAAAGUUGAAAGUGUUGAAGGAAAUAGCUAAGGAAUAUCAAAUUGAUUGGGAUACUGCAGAGUCAGAGAAAGAACUUCUCAAGCCUCCGGAAGAGCUAAUAGAAGGGCCAUGCACUUUUGUCAGUGCCAGCAGCUUACCGGUGAAGCCUUUAACAGAUGUGUCCACAGAAUCAAAUAAGCCAGCGACUAGGUGUGGUGCCAUGCAUUUCGAAGAUUCCAAGUCUGCUGCUGAAGCAGCAGCUGAAUCAGCUAAGAAAGCAAUUGCUGCUGCAGAAGUUGCUGCUUAUAUGGCUAUGAAGGAUUAUAAUGAAGCCCCUCAACCAUACAUUUACAAUGAUAAGUUAUAUAACUCAGGACUCAACUUUGGGACCCUCCAAUCAGAUGAUCCUGCUAAAAUUACCCAGAACAUGACUCAUAAAUCUACAACUGAGGAAAAAAUGUACAGGUCACAGAGCUUACCAAGGUAUGAUCGAAUGAACAACAGUGAGGAAACAUUGCCUACCCAAUUUUGUGGUGGAAAGGAGGAUUAUAGGAGAUACAGCUACCAUCCAACUUCUGCACAUUCAGAUAUUAAGUUUGAUGAAUCAGAUUGUGAUGAGGAAAUUGAAGCAGAAGAACCUCAUGUUACUAUGCCACCUAAGCGGCUUCCACCAGCUGUACCUUCAUCUCUGGCUAAACAGGAUGGCAGCUUUCGUGUUCAUCCCAAAUUGCCAGAUUAUGAUGAACUUGCUGCCCGCUUUGAUGCACUCAAAUUCAGAAAGUCACAUUCCUGAACCCACUUGAGCAACUGUUUACCAAUCUGUUCUAUGUAAUUCAUUUAUAUAUGCAUAUAAGAAUGGUAUAUUAUUUUGUCAUAUAGAGAGAGAGAGACUAAGAAUGUCAUUAUUGAAUGCUGCUAUACUUUGGUAUUUAAUGUAAGGUUCUGC